CUAGGCAUACUUGCUACCAGUACAUACACCAUAGUUCAUGAAAACUUAGCAUAUUAAUGGAUGCUGUAAUGCUCUUCGGUUGCUGAACUCAUUUGCUACAGCAAGAGAUUUGCAGGUUGUUUAUUUCUGUUUAUGCUCAGGUUUGAUGCUUAAUAAUAGGGAUCAAAAUCCGUAUCGAUGUAUUAACUUCAGCUUAUGAGAUUUCAAAAAUUGGUCUGCUGCUGUGAAGAGCUGUUUCACCAUUUUGUCUAGCUUUUGAUAAGCAUGAAAUAUAUGUGUCACACUCUGCAGUAGUUUCACACGCGUAAUUGGAUCUCAUCUGAUAUGAUCAUUAUUGAAAGCUUUUUGAGUCUUUAUUAGUUGUAGUCUUUUUUGUGACGUUAGGAUGGCUCAUUGGAUUCCAUUUUCCAUAAUUGAUUAGCAGUUGUUUCUAAAGUAAAUUUGACUACCCCAAAGAACUGAAUUGUAUGGAAUGAAUGGGCAUUUGGUAUCUCUAGUUGCAAUUUGCAAGCAUAUUAUCACAUAUACCCUUCCAUGAAGUUUUGGCUGAGAUAAUAAAUAUCAAGGGUUUUUCUAAAUGAGGUUAACAAAGCUGGUGUUUCAAUUUUCCUUAGUACAAGAAUGGAUUUUCAUCAUAAUGUACUCCCAUUCCUUAGAUCUUGGUAUUUAUGUUGAGUCCAUCGUGCGGUAAACAUAUAUUUGCUUGAAUGGGGUUUUCUCUAGUGGCCAAAUUUCAAAAAACUCAUGAUUAUCUGCAUGUGCCUGAACUGAAAACUUUGUACACGCUUUAAGAAAUGCAACUUGAAAGGAAUUCUGGAACAAAACCUCUGAUUGUCCCCCUUUUGGAUCAUGGUAUUUUUAGCUAAAAUCAUGUUGUAAUGGUGGAAUACAUACCAGCUUGGGAAGUUGACAUACUCUCUCUUCAAACUACACUCCAUCUUUGAUCAAAAAAAAGAAAAAACUGCACUCCAUGUUUUCUAAGUUGUGCUAUCCUUUGCAGUACUUGCCUCCUAAAUUUGCACGAACUAUGUCAUCCUUGGUUGAUCGUAAAACUCUUCUUGAGGAUUCAAGUGGACAGCGGUGGAAGGUGACUUUAUCCAAUCAUGAAGGGUCACUUGCUUUUCAAGAGGGAUGGCAUUCAUUUUGCCACGACCAUGGUCUGGAAGUGGGAGAUUUCUUGGCAUUCUAUUACAUUAGGGGAUCCCACUUCAUUGUUCAUAUAUGGGGAACAAGUGGCUGUGAAAAAUUGAACAAUUAUGGAGAACACGGCCAUCGAAAGAAGAAAAUCAAGACUAAAAGAAAUUCAGCUGCUCAAGACGGACAGUGCCACAUGAUUGAUAAAAAUUUGACGAACAAACAGGGUUCUAGUACUUCAGUUGAAAUGGGGUCAAACACUGAAACAAGACAAGGGCAACCAAUUGCCAUUGAUAAUACUUCAAACUUUAAUAGUGGUAAUGAAAGGCUUCAACUUGUUUCCACCACCGAAUACCGUGAAGAACCAUUUUAUAUGAUAAAUAGAGAUGUUGGAUGCCACCAAGAAGAAGACAGGACAUGCUUAUAUGACUUGUCCAAAUUUGAAAUGCAGAGGAGCAGAUCGGUUGCUGAUGGAACCAACAAAGUUCCAGGAGGAGAUGAAACAUGCCCUCACCAUGCGGACACAAUGCUGAAAUCUCAGACUGAUGCAGGGUUAGUCGAUGAGGAUUUAGGAGAUAUCAGAAUAACUAGUCAGGUAGCACCUCCAGAUGCAGCUGAUGGCACAGUGAUUGAGAAAACUAAUGAUCCUGGAUUGUCAGACUUCUCUAGCCGUUCUGUCUCCAUUUCAAUUCUCAAGAGUCACUCUGGUGAGAUGAGGAAAGAGAUUCAGCCAGAGCAAGUCAAGAAGCUUGAAGAAUUUGGUGGUUGUGGCAGAUUUUUGCACAGUCAGGUGUGUGGUCAGAGUUCCAGUUCAGCUUUAAAAGAUAAUGACAAAGUUGAUGCAUCGGUGAAGACUGAGCCUGUUGAUUCAUUUGAUUUAUCCUUACCAGAUGAUGCCGAUACCUCUUGUUUGGCGGUGAUGAACAGUGAAGAUGUUGUGGAGUUGCCAUCACAAUUGCCUUCAAUAUCAUUUAGGAGGAUGAAACAUGAAAGCAGGGUAGUAUUCCUCCGAGAUCCAGAUAGAAGACUUUGGCCAGUCCUGUACUGUCAAAAAUAUGGUCUAAAAAUUUUGACAAGUGGAUGGAAAGCAUUUAGCAAGGCAAACAACAUUCAGCCAGGAGAUGAAUGCGUUUUUGUACUUGAAAGUAAACCUGAGUGCAUUUAUAAGGUUGAUAUUGUUCGAAAGUAAGUCGGGCACCAAACUUUUCUAUUUCAUAUUGUCAUUUCCUCCGCAACUCAUCAGUAUGUUACACAGUUAUAAUCGAAAUGUAAGGCAAGGAGCUAGACACACACUUUAUGUUACGAGUUUUUGACAAAGGUUCAGUGCUUCUGUCAUUAUAUUAGUAUUCUACUUGAAACAAUAGAUCCUUUGUAUAGAUUGCUGAUGGGGAUAUCUAAUGUUUGGUAACCUGCUAUGUUAAUGCACAGUAAGAACUGUUCAUUACUCAUUCAAAAAUGUUGCUCAUGAAAUUAUUUAGCAUUGCCUCUCCUUUGAACAUCUUGGUGAACAGCCUGCGUGGGUAGCCCCUUCGACUUACUGGUUUCUCUUGGGUUUAAGCAAUAGAUAUGCUUAGCGGGUGAUUGCAGAUUUAUGUGGUUUACUCUGUAGGUGUGUGUCCAAUGUGGCUUGAUCUUGGACAAGUUGCUUGCUCGUCAUCAGAAAAUACACACACCCACACACAUUCUGGUGAACCGAUAUGUGUGAAACUGCAAAAGCCAAAGGAUGGUGAACCAGGCGGCAGCUGCAUCGCAUGAUUCCAAAUUUAGGCUCAGCAACAUCAGGUUUAAUGGUCUGCUACAGCGUUUUAUAUCCAUUUAUUGCAGGCUUUCCCUGGAUAUUACUUUGAUGGAUCAGGAUUCUUAGAUGCAUGCCUAUCUAU
Messenger RNA from Ilex paraguariensis (yerba mate), 3014 nucleotides. Lineage: Eukaryota; Viridiplantae; Streptophyta; Magnoliopsida; Aquifoliales; Aquifoliaceae. The record is from the annotation of a GenBank genome assembly.